AUUUCAGUACUGUAAUAGGGAGGGAAAAAAAAGGAACUGUCACCUUGCGCUCUCGCCGCCUCGCCCAGCGCCGCCGCCCGCCCGCCGCCUCUCCCGCCGGCCACCGCUUCAAUCCCGCCGUCCGCCGCCCGUGCCUGCCUCCACCGCGCCCUUUCCCGAAACUUCACCGGCGUUCCCCAACCUCCGCCGAGCGCCUUCGCCCUGCCCUAGCCCUUCCCGAACCCGGACGACUGACGGCGGCGCUCCGGUCAGGCGCCGGGAGAUAUGGGUUUACGUACCAGACGGCCGACUGUUGCAAUGCGUAGUGGUGACGAAGAAGAUUUUGACGAUGAUGGUGAUGAUGAUUACAGUGAUCAAAACGAUUAUGAUUAUAUCUGCAAAUAUGACGCUAGCCACAAUCAUGGUAGUGGUGAUGACAAGAGCAGUGAUGAUUACAGCUGCACUGAUGAUGAUAGCAACGAUGAUGGUGAUGAUAUUGACAAUGAUGAUGGUGGUGGUGGUGAUGCUACUGAUAAUUUAUGUGCAAUAUGUGACAAUGGAGGGAAAUUGCUAUGCUGUGAAGGACAAUGUAAAAGGUCCUUCCAUCCCAGAGAAAAAGAUGGAAGGGAAUCUAAUUGUGAAACUCUUGGUUUAACUUCUGCACAAUUACAGGAAAUUGAUCAUUAUCUAUGCAAGAACUGUGAAUAUAAGCAACACCAAUGUUUCAGUUGUGGAGAUCUUGAGCCAUCUGAUGGACCAAAUGCUAAGGUGUUCCAAUGCUACAAAGCAUCUUGUGGGCACUUCUACCACCCCAGUUGUAUUGCCAAAUUACUUGAGCCUGAUGAUACUGAUGGAGCUUGUGAGUUGGAGAGGAGGAUUGCUGCUGGGAUGUCAUUUACAUGUCCUGCACAUUGGUGCUCAGAAUGUAGAACGAUGGAAGACAGUACUCAACCAGAACUUUGGCUUGCGGCCUGCAGACGCUGUCCGGUGUCAUAUCACAAAAAAUGUUUCCCAAGAAGCAUUUCCUUUGAGAGAAAGCGUGGCACAAGUGUACGCGCUUGGCACCUGGGUGAUAGAAUUAUCAUUUACUGUGGAAGCCAUAAACUAGAAGCUGAGCUUGGAGCACCUAGCAGAGACCAUAUAAAGUUACCAUCUAGUACAGAAAUGGAUACUGUUGGAACACAUUGCAUUGACCAAAUAAAGUUAACUCCCGUUCGAAAAAUUUAUAGAACAAGAAAUCUUGCUAAGAAGAAAACAAAAGUGACUGGUAAAAGGAAAAUGAACACUGAUCAGGGUUCAACAGGAACUGCGGAGCUGUCAAACAAGGUAUGUCGAGAAGAAGCCGACCAGAUAAAGUUAACUCCCGUUCCAAAAAUUUAUAGGACAAGAAAUCUUGCUAAGAAAACAAAAGUGACUGGUAAAAGGAAUAUGAACACCGAUCAAGGUUCAACAGGAACUGUGGAGCUGUCAAACAAGGUAUGUCGAGAAGAAGCCGACCAGAUCCAAACAGUAGAUAUGAAUGACUUAACAGAAGAUAAGAUUCCAAAAGGGAGAGGUGUCCUUGAGAAAGAGACCAUCCGUUUGAAUCAAGCACACAAUGAUGAGCUAGAAAAACUUAUUGGGGAGGAACAGGCUGAAGAGGAUGAAAGCAACACCAAAUCUGGAGAAGAGAGAGAAACUCGUAGGAGAGAAAAUACAUAUGGGGAAAAGGAGAAGACUCCUGGGAACAACAGUAAUAAAUUUGGAUUACCUGACGGGCGGUUAACCUCCGGAUCUGAUGGUGACCGAGAAGUUGAUGGAAGCCAUGCCUGCCAGCAGGAGCUGAAGAGCCCUCACUGCAAUGAUAAUAACAAAGCAACAGAAAUUGAUACUUCAAGUGACAAGUCAGGAAAGAGACAGAGACAGGAGGAACAGGCAACUGAUGGUAACAUGUUGGACUUGGAAAGGAACAAUAAGAAGUUUCACAUGGAAACUGGAAGAGAUGCUCAUCAAAGUCCUCAGCAUCUUCAUAAUCACAAAAAAACAGAUGCUCGUCAAAGUUCUUGUUCCUCAUCAAAAGAUCAUCCUCGGUGUAAUGAUGAUCAGAGAUCUUCAAUGACUUCCGAAUACAAAUCCAGAGAGGGAAGAGGAUCAAGUAGAGAAGAGUGGAGAAAUAAUAUGAGGGAAAAUUCUUAUAGGGGUGGGUCACCCUCGGGGAGAAGAAAUUCUCAAAAUAGAUCAAGCAGACAUUCUCCGGAAGGGCGAAGGGCGGAGUAUCGUAACAGUCAUCAUAGAAGCAACAACCAACACAGAUAUGAGCAACAUCGACACGAUGAUUAUUUCAAAUGUCGUGAUGAUUAUUCCAAACACCGUGAUGUUGAUACUGGUGGAAGGAGGUCGAGUCGUCAUGAGGAUCAUUCUAGAGAUGGUGGUAGGAGGAGGUCGAGUCAUCGUGAGGAUCAUUCCACUGAUGGUGGUAGGAGGAGGUCGAGUCAUCGUGAGGAUUAUUCCAGUGAUGGUGAUAGGAGGAGGUCGAGUCACCGUGAGGAUCAUUCCACUGAUGGUGGUAGGAGGAGGUCGAGUCAUGGUGAGGAUCAUUCCAGUGAUGGUGGUAGGAGGAGUGAUGGUGGUAGGAGGAGGUCGAGUCAUCGUGAGGAUCAUUCCAGUGAUGGUGAUAUUGGUGGAAGGAGGUUGAGUCCCCAGCAGUCAGCACUUCCUUCUGGUAAUUUUGGUACUAGUCUCAGCCCCCCUUCACAUCCGACCACUGAAUAUGGUGCUAGCAGAAGGCAUGGUUCCCCUCCAUAUCAGAGAUCUGAACAUGCUGCUAGUGGAAGCCGUGGCCCCUAUAUGAACCCACGAGGAUCAGGCCCUGCAGACUAUGAAAUGGAAAAGAGAAGUGUUCCCCUUCACCAUGAUGCGCCCAAUGUCGAGGAGUACACCGGUCGACCACUGAAUAUGGUGCUACCAGAAGGCAUUGCUCCCGUUAAUACGUACUCUCUCCGAGGGGAAUCUCCUGGUGCAUAUGGUCCUGGAACAGAUGCCGGCAUGGGCGAAGAAACCACAUUCCGUGGUGGGCGUUUCGGUGAUCAUGGAGUGAGGUCAGAUUAUCCACGAAGCAGCAGCAUGAAUGCAGAGGAUAGGGCUUUUGCUGCAGGUUCCGUUACGGAUAGGUAUGUCCCGCACCUCGACCGAACGAACCACCCAAUAAGAGUUGACGGUUAUCUGCCGGAUUAUCCCGUAUGGUAGGUUGCUGCUGUUGUGAUCCUCGUGUUGCCAGUCCCAGCCAGCCUAUGAAAAGCCCUGCAGGAAACCAACAGUUAAACCUCAAUUAGCCGCGAAGCGAAUCGGGUGUCAAACCUUAGUUUGUCAGAGUGGUUGGACGGUAACUUUCAACCCGAGGUGGUGCCAGCGUACCUUAACGAGUGUGUUUGAUGUUGGCCUCGGAUCUUGCUACUUGUCGAUUGACAGAAAUGAUCUGCUUAGUUUGCGGUUUGGUUGCUGGAGUGUGCUUAUUUUAUAAUCUGGUGUGGAAACUUACCCACAGAAGUAAGCAGAAGUGGUUCAGACAAAAACGGGCCAAGCAAAUGGAAGCGCUAUAUAAUGCAGUGAAUGCCAAUCGCAGCUAAGUCUUUGGUGGUCUUUUUCUAUUGCUCCAAAUUUGUAUGUGGUAAUCUGCAGUUGUUCCAAAUAUGUUGUAUGCCAGACUCGGAAGGUUUCUUCAGUUGUGCUCGACUUGUAGUGACCCUCACUGAGGGCCAUGUGUUGAUGUUUGUAAAAAAUAGUGAAUGGUCGA
This is a messenger RNA of Triticum aestivum (bread wheat), 3751 nucleotides long. RefSeq names its product nipped-B-like protein. The record is from RefSeq and is a predicted model, not a curated record. The transcript is spliced from 8 exons. Lineage: Eukaryota; Viridiplantae; Streptophyta; Magnoliopsida; Poales; Poaceae. Bases 265 to 3204 code for a protein of 979 amino acids.